CACAGAAAGUUUUGCACCCCUUGUUCACUUUUCACUGGUCUGUUCUUUUUAGCUGCGCUGCCGAACUAGCGCAAUAAGUUAGAGUGAGACAAAUAUGUUUUGUGCAUCAGUUCAGCAGUGCAGCUGUAAAGAACAGACCACAACUAUUUCAUCGAUGGUAUGAAACGUGUUGGCGGUCUUGAGCGCGGUCUAAACAAAUACAAAAAGUAUGUGUAUGAAAACAACUCUUUACAAAAUAUUGUCCACGUUAACGUCCAGUGAUGAUGAUCGCUCCGAAAGUUUCGACGAUAAGCUGGCGCGAAAACUAUAUGAGACAGAAACGUUAAUCACAGAUGAGAUGAACAUAAAAGUAGAGGAUGAAUCUGUCCGAAAAAAGUACUUAGAAACAUUGGUUUCUGUACUAAACAAUAUUAUAAAAGCAAAUGUAACAGAUGAUAUAGAAACAUUCAGUGUGAAACAGAUCCAAUCUGUGAAAAUAGCGGUGGGAAUAACAGUCUCAAUAGGAAUUAUACCUUGUCUGGAACAAGGCGUAGGUAUAGAUAUGGCAAAGCUGUGUCCCAGAGCUGUGAAAAUUCCACAAGAAGAUCUAAGCUGCAUGCAGAGAUACGAACGACUAAAAUAUACAACUAUUGCUCUCACAGAUCUGUUUCACGAUAAUAUCUUACGACCAACUAUACUUUUGUAUCUCGGUGCAAUACUGGCAGCUCUAUUGCAAUUAUCUUUUGCCCCACUGACUAAACCCAACAUAGAAAGCGGACAAACGUCAAACACCAAAAACUGUGACCAGGCACAGUUUCGUGUGACAGUAAAACGAUAUCAAUAUUUAGUGGGCCAGCAAAAAGAAUUUUAUAUUAGAUUAAUUUCGCUGCUAAGUGGUUGCCCACAAUACAAGUGUAUCCAAGAAUUAAUGGUGAUUCAUGGACAGCAGAAAACACCCAAAUGGCUGCGCACGUGCACUCGGAACAUUUUAAUUAGCAAGGUUACGCAGCCAGGCGGAGUGUUGUCGCUAAUCAAUGCGAUUUGCGGCAACGAGUUGGAUAUUGGCGAGAACUGGCCCAUGUUGGACUUGGUCUCAAAGUUGUUAGCAACACCCCACGGAAAGAACUCGGACGAAUAUUACAGACUUGUGUGUCCACAGAUUCUAGAUCUACUCUCGUCGGAUAAAAUCAACCACGGCUCGACGAUAGCGAACUGUUGUAUCGUCGCUCUGUACAAUCGCAACCCGUCCGCCUGUCAUAAGUACAUAAUAGAAGCCAUGUGUACGCCUUUAACAACGGCAGAACCGUUCGUUUCAAGAUCCGAGAAGGAAACGGAACGGUGCAUCACGACGUUGGCGAAAUGCUUUCUAGCCGAGGACGCGAAGUUCAAGCAUCCACCUAGCAAACUCAUCCUGCAUGUCGCUACGCCUUUGUUUUGCCUCUACAACCAAGCCCGUCGAAGCCCUUGUGUGUUGAAGAAACAUUUGCAACAGCUGUUGCUGAAAAUCCUCGAGGACGAGACGAAGCGGGAAGAGCUCUAUUCUGCUUUCCUGGGAUACCGUACGUCGGCUGGAUUCGGGGAUUACGUGACGUCAGAGUUCGGGCCGACCGGUGGUAUCGAGAUCACUGGCUUGAGCGAAGAUCUAGAAUACACUGAAUUGGCUGAUACAGUUCACGAUCUGGUGUGUAUCGCCAAGAACUUAUCGCCCGGUGUGUUCACUUAUGUGUUAAGCUUCCUGUCGAAUAUCAAUCAAACCGAUCGAAUCGAACAACGGGAAAUCUUAGAGACAGAAGACGACCGGAUGAAACACGUGGACAUGCAAAUAGCGGCUUGUGUGCUUCUCCAACAGUUAGCAGAUAUGAGCACGGUUCGCGAGGCGCAAGCGAAGAAACCACAGUGGCUGCUGUCGUUUAUAAAAUCCUUGUUCACCAAAUACACGGAUGCGAAAAGACUGGGCGAAAUGGAGGAGAGCGAGUGUGAGCUACUGUAUCUCAGCCUGAUGCUGGUCAAAACGUCGGUCGAGGAGGAAGCUGAGCUUCAGAUCGAUCUCUUCAAGGAUUUCAGCAUGUUUCUAAAGCAACACGUGAACUCGAGGAUGCCCAAGCAGCUUAAAUCGUUGAUCAACGACGUGGUAGGCUGCGUCGAGACUUACGGCGAGUCCAGCAAGAAAUACUAUCAAGAUUUGUCGGUGAAUCCGACCGAGUCGGAUAAGUUCGACAAGGCCGUGAGAGAUCUCGCGGACCCGUUAAUCCCCGUUCAGGCGAACGGCCUUAUGACGCUCAGGAAACUGAUCGAGAGCCAGGAUCCCUGCACUGUCGCGCGCAGAGGGAUCGUUCUGAGUCUCUUGCAGACAAAUUUGAAACACGAAGACUCGUACAUAUACCUGGCAUCCAUCAAUGGGUUGUGUGCAUUGGCGACCGCGUUUCCGCAGGAGGUCAUAGAAACAUUAGUGCCCGAAUACAUCGACAUGCCAAAUCGCAUCACAGGCACGGAAGUAACCAUCGAGACUAGAGUCAAGCUCGGCGAAAUGUUAGUAAAGACGACAAGAGCCUUAGGUAUGCAGAAAUCAGUUUGUUCAUUGUUCAUUUGUACAGACCAAAUGGCCGGUGCAUCUUCAUCUCACGUCUGCAUCGUGUUAAUUGGUCUCUGCAAAAGUAUUAAUACGCCGAACCAAGAGCCAUCAAUGUUUUGUCGCGUCGUGACAAACGCGAACGCAAUAAUCGAAGCAAAGCAUUUUGCAGGCGACAUGGGCGUGGUUCACAAGAAUUUGCUAGUCAACGGCUUUUUGUGCGCCGUCCGCGACAAGGAGCCUUUGGUGCGAGCUUCCGCUCUCUCUUGCUUAGGGGAGCUUUGCAAAGUUCUGGGCUUCCGACUGGGAAACGUUCUCUCCGAGAUCGUCUACUGCAUCGCGAUAAUAGUGAAAUCCGACAAAGCGCCCGAAUGCCGACGCGCCGCCGUGCUGGUCGCCACGCUUCUGUUUCGCGGCCUUGGCAAGGACACGUUGACCAGUCUCGGUGGCGAAUUGAUCAACUUAUAUCGCGGACUGAAACACCUGCGCGACGAGGACAACGACCCGGUGCUGCAGCUGCACGCUCAGUUAGCCUUGGAGGAAAUCGACCUGAUUGUACAGGAUUUUUUGAGCAAGCCGAGCAAGCUCGAGAAGCAGAUAUUCGUGUUGGACCGGCCGUUGUGAUGCCGCCGGGCACUUCGAUACUCAUUUGUUGUAUAGUAUUUUUAAUUAAUAUGUUACGGUAUUUAUAUAAUAUAUACAAAUCUCUCGCCUU
Dinoponera quadriceps is the source of this 3263-nucleotide messenger RNA. RefSeq names its product transport and Golgi organization protein 6 homolog (gene Tango6). The record is from RefSeq and is a predicted model, not a curated record. Lineage: Eukaryota; Metazoa; Arthropoda; Insecta; Hymenoptera; Formicidae. Gene Ontology annotation, biological process: protein secretion. Bases 209 to 3172 code for a protein of 987 amino acids. Gene Ontology annotation, molecular function: protein binding. The transcript has 7 exons.